AUUCCCGGGCCUGGCAGGCUUGUAGGGUGGCUCGCGCUGCUGCUUCUGCUGCUGCCUGUUUGCUGCGCGGUGGAGAGCGGAAGGUGCGGCUUGUGCAGGCGCAGCGCCUGUUGCCGGGGCCCCUCCAAAAUGUCUGAGCUUAGGCAGAGGCUCGGCCGGGAUGCUGACGGACAGCUCGACUCCGAGGAAAAGGAAUCGGAGUUAGAAAACAAGCUGGAUGGAGAAACUGUGUCUGACAGCGAAUGCAAGUCAGAAGUAGCCCAAGUGGCCCCAGUUGAUGAUACUCCAGAAGUUCUUAACAGGGCAUUGUCUAACUUGUCCUCAAGAUGGAAGAAUUGGUGGGUGAGAGGCAUCCUGACUUUGGCAAUGAUAGUCUUUUUUUUCAUCAUAAUCUACUUGGGACCGAUGGUGUUGAUGAUGAUUGUGAUGUGUGUACAGAUUAAAUGCUUCCAUGAGAUCAUCACGAUUGGUUACAAUGUCUACCACUCAUACGAGCUACCUUGGUUCAGAACGCUCAGUUGGUACUUCCUGCUCUGCGUGAAUUACUUCUUCUAUGGUGAGACAGUUACAGAUUAUUUUUUCACUCUGGUCCAGAGAGAGGAGCCCUUGAGGAUUCUCAGCAAAUACCACCGUUUCAUUUCCUUUGCCCUCUACUUAACAGGCUUCUGCAUGUUUGUCUUGAGUCUGGUCAAGAAGCAUUAUCGACUCCAAUUCUACAUGUUUGGUUGGACCCAUGUGACUUUGCUAAUUGUUGUUACCCAGUCGCACCUCAUCAUUCACAACCUGUUUGAAGGAAUGAUCUGGUUUAUUGUCCCAAUUUCAUGUGUCAUCUGCAAUGACAUCAUGGCCUACAUGUUUGGGUUCUUCUUUGGGCGCACUCCACUGAUUAAGCUUUCGCCAAAGAAGACCUGGGAAGGUUUUAUUGGAGGGUUCUUUGCUACUGUGGUUUUUGGCCUGCUACUGUCGUACGUGAUGUCUGGAUACAGAUGUUUUGUGUGUCCUGUGGAGUUCAACAAUGACACCAACAGCUUCACUGUGGACUGUGAACCUUCCGAGCUGUUCCAGUUACAAAAAUACAACAUUCCAACAGUGCUUCAGUCUGUCAUUGGCUGGAAAACAGUCCGGAUGUAUCCCUUCCAGAUCCACAGUAUUGCACUCUCUACUUUUGCAUCUCUUAUCGGUCCCUUUGGAGGUUUUUUUGCCAGUGGAUUUAAAAGAGCUUUCAAAAUCAAGGACUUUGCCAACACAAUCCCAGGGCAUGGUGGCAUCAUGGACCGGUUUGACUGUCAGUACCUGAUGGCAACUUUUGUAAAUGUGUAUAUUGCAAGUUUUAUCAGGGGUCCUAAUCCAAGCAAACUGAUCCAGCAGUUCCUGACCCUGCGUCCAGAUCAGCAGCUGCACAUCUUCAACACAUUAAAGGCACACCUUGUCGAUAAGGGCAUGCUGCCUGGUUCUGAAGACGCGUAGGCAGCUGUGCCAUCAGGAUAUGACUGAAAGUGGGCAAGAUCCCCCCUACCCAAGGAGAUCCCCUCUCAGCUUGCCUGAUUCAGGACAAUAACCAGGCCUCAUGUCUCUCAUUUUAUCCCUCCCCCAAUAUAAAAGGUUUGCAUUUCUGUAAUUUUUUAAAAAAUGUAUUUAUAUGGCUAUGGUUUCAAAGAAACAAAAUGGAACUUUUUAGCUGAGAAGGAACUGUGGCAUAGAAGGAGAAACCUGACCAUGUCUUAUGAAAGGUAUUCUCACAGCCCCUUGGAGUUGCAGGGUUGGGUUUUUUUAACCUUCCAGACAUGCAGGUUGGAAGUUUCAAGAUGCUGUCAUUCCCCCCACCCCCUUUGGGGAUGUGGGGAAUAGCAAAUGGGGCAGGAAGCAGAAUGAGCAAGGGGGGAAAUGUGCUGAACAGAGUCUCUGUAAUGCAGGCAGAUGAUGAGCCAGAGCCCCACGUUCACAUUUCACAUUCACUGUGCGACAAAUCUGGCACAUACUAUAGUUGAUAUGAAGGUUUCGUGAGGACUCUAGGAGCCUUGAUCAGUGUCCAGCUUGUACUGAAGUGAGCAUUUCUUUCCCUUUGUACCCUUCAUUGUAUAUUGGAGUGCCCAUGGGUCCUCGUUGGCAUGCAUUCUUGGUGGUGGUUUCCCCCCAGUUGCAUGAACGUGGUUUUCCCAUACGUAGAUGUCGCUUGGUAACUGGAAGGACUGCGCAGAGCUUCCCAGGCUCUGUGGUUCUAGCAAGAGAAGAAGCUGGGCUCAUUGCCACAGUCAGGCAGCCAAGACCCAGUCAGAUGGGAGAAUGACUCCCUGCUUGUGAUCUGACUGCACGUUACCAAAACAAGCAGGACUGCCAGGCGUAUUUUCUGCUGUCAUGGCGGCGUUGCUGCAUUUUGUGCAUCAGGGAAACUGUUGGCCACAAGGAGUUAAAACACAAUUGCUGCUGUGCCAUUUAAAAAAAAUCUCCAGAUUGGAGAGAGAACUUUGCAGAUCUUUACUUUUCUGAAUCCAGAGUAAACAAAUCGCUCUGGAAGGCAGCUGAAACAAAACCAAAUGAGUAUUUCCUUUGGGGCAGGAACAGGGGAAGGGUUAGAUUUUAAUUCAUAAAUUCUACUCAGUAGUUUUUAAAGACUCCUUUCAUUUUAGUGGAAUUGGGUAAGAAGAGUACAGAGUAUAAAACUAUAUUUAUACUGAAUCUCGCAUGAGACGUCAUUUCAUGGAAUAUUUCAGGGGGUCUGAGAAACAGAACCUUCAUUAUAGAUGUGGGUUCAUCCAGCCAAGGUUGUCACCAAUUUUUAGUUUUGAAGAACCACUUGCAUAGCAUCCUCUGGGGUUCUUCUAAUCUCUGUUGCAUGCUGCAUCAUGUGCUAUCUAAAGCUUGACUGAAACAUGAUGCUGGUGAGGCAAAAGAUCUUAAACCUGUGGGAUUUUGCAUUCACACAGACUGCCACAUAGCUAUCUUGCAUGGGUAACAGCCACAUUUAAAUGAUACACAUGCAAAGUCCCAUGGGUGAGUUCUUCUGCCUUCACCUGCAGCAUGUUUAAACCAGGCCUUUGUCAGAUAGGAAAGGGGUGUUUCAGUUUGGCUGUUGUAGCAUGGAAAUUCCUCUCCCAGCUGCAGCUGUUGAUCAUCUUGACUGCCACGGCUGUGGUGGUUUCUGGGCUUAAAGCCAGACACCUGAAAUCCUUGAAGUCGGAAGCCUGCCUUGUCAGGUUACACCACUUCUCCAGGCAUGUGUAUGCACAGCAAAUACUUAUAGCCCCAUAGGCCCAAUGGGCAGUAUAGCACAAGACACCAUUUCACCACAGGAGUGUGUUUGGUGUUAUCCGUGCUCAGUUGGUUUUUCUUUCUGUAUGUACCUUCAGUGCUUUGCCUUUUUCCAGCUUCUUCUAUGUCCUCUUCCCUUUCCCCCUUGCUAUUCAAGGGUAGGAAAAUCCACUCGUGAGAAGAGUGAUUUGGAUGGUGGAAACAGGCAGGCAAAGAGUUGAGCCCCGUCCCCAACUUAAUUCAAUAUUCCUGAUCUCCUCCAGCAAAGUUGGAGGCGCCAUUACAGGCAGUUGUACGGAGGGACACAAUCUCUUUCCCUGUGUGUUCUUGUCCAGUCUAUAGCUAUAGUUGUGACUUAGUAGAUUUCACGCUCUUGCAUAAGGGUAGCUUCUCAGCUCUGGGCUUAAAGACUACUGGAGUGUCCUUAGUCAUUGCGUUCCCUUUCUGCAAAUCUGAGCAAAUGUGUUCUUACAAUUUGAACUUAGCUAUAGCGCAGAAGCAGUGAACUGUGGAGCCCAAUAUAUUUCCUCUUCUGUACGCUGAUCUGCUUCUGUAUGUUGAAUUUGCUUUUAGAAACGCAUGAAUUUGUUUUAUAAAUAUUCAUUUAUGUUACAUCACUUUGAACAGACCAUUAAAAAUACUGAGAUCUCUUAAGAUUUCAAACAAGAUCUGUGGUUUAAACUGAGAGCACAGUUUGUAUUGAACUCUUGCAUCUGAAGCAGCCAGGACUUUAUGUAAAGGCACCACGUUUGCAUACUUUUACACAUUUGUACUGUCAUUUGUAGGUCUUACAGUAAGUUCAUGCAAUUAACAUCAUCUAAAGUAUUUUUCUGGAUGUGCACCACUUGAGACUACUGUGUGGGGCUUGCAAGCUUGAAUACUCAUUUUUGAGCUUUAAAACAUGCAGAAAAACAAAGUGUUGGGGAGAAUGGUUCUAGCUUAACCUUCUCCCUGAUACCCUACUUUUUUUUUGGUGUUCCUGUUAAUACAUAGGGGAGCAUCCAAAUGUGUGUUUUUUUUAAAAAAAAAAAUCCUUGCAGUCAUAAAUGGUACAGUCCAGAAUAUGCUUUACUCUUUGAUUUUGCUGAUUGCCUAAGCUGGGUCUCAGACCAAUUAGUGAUGAAGACUUUUCUCUCUGGAUUGAGUUAUGGAAAAAGGAACCGAAUCUUCCCUUCCGGUCCAGACUGUGCACAUUACAUUUCACUUCUCAAUGCUAGCUGGUUUUAUCACUGAACUUUAAUAAAAUGAAUGUCCACUGUACAUUGAGCUGUGUGUUGACACAGUUGCUUUCACAUACCAUGUGCUACCUGCCACAUCUGUCGUGGCUGUCCUGAGUGCCCGCCCCUCUCCACUACAGGAGCCACUAAACGCAAAGUGGGCCAAAGGGGCCAAAUAAUCAAGUAGUGUUGAUCAAAGAGCAGACAACACACAGGGAUAAUAAGGUGAAUGGGAGAUGAUCUGCAGUUGGAUUGCCUUGUUAGCAAACAGAGAUGGCUCCAGUUGGAAGCAUCCUUUUUGCAAAGCUUAUUUGAAAUGCCUUGGGCAUCACAAAUACUGAGGGACAUUUUGAGUACUGGGAACAUGAAAGCUUCUGCAUCUGGGGGGACAGAGACCAAAAAUACUUGGGUACUUUAAACUGGCCCUCAGCUAAGACCCAUUUUAUGAUCCAGAAAUGAGUGUGUGGUGUGUAUGGGCCACCAAUGAGCUAUGCAUUGCCCUAGAAGCUAGCAAGUUGCUUCCAAAGUGGCAUAUGUCAGCAAUGACUGUAGCCCAACAGAAUGUUUUGGCAUCGCUGUCAUUUGCUGCUGGCAACAGCUGGACAUCUUAUGUGGUUACUGGACACCAUAUUGGGCAAAGUUAAGGGCGGAUCAUUUCUUCAAGCUUCGAGCAGGUCCCCAUCCAAUGCAAUUUGAUUGGCAUUUUUGUGUUUACAGUUGAAUGCAGCCAUUUAAGGAACAGUCAAAGCCAAGCCAACAGGAUUUGCUCCACAGAGCUGCAGACAAGGGGAGAAGCUAUGCCCACCCAUACUCUUGCCAUACCAAGGUGCUGCCACUCAGGGAAGCAAUUACUAUCAUUUCAUGGUUUUUUUGGCAGCUUUUGAAACAAAGCUUCAAUUCAAAGGUAACAUUAGCCAUAAAAACAUAGCCCCAUGCUUCUGUGCAUUGAUGGCCAUACACAGACAUGUAUAGUCGAAGGCCAGCCAACAGCCUUAGAGUUCAGCUGAUCCUCAAGCUAUGAGGCUGCCAUGUUAGUAAAAUAGUAGUUGCUAUUGGAUUGCACCAUCUCAUAUUACUGCAGUGUAGCGUUUCAUCUGCUUCUGUUAGAUUUUCAGUCCCUGGAAUACACAUCUGUAUUACGAAUUAUGGGGCAGAGUUGGGAACUGCUGUCUAGAUUCUGGAACCCUGAAGGCAUAGGAGAGAGUUUAUAGGCUCAAGAUCACUGCCUCUGAAUAUGUAGCCAGUCCUCCUUGUUCAUGUGGUCAGGUUUGAUGCCAAGACGUUAAAAGAGAGCAGUUUUAAAUUCAGUCCCUUUUUUUAAAAAAAAGAAAAUGGUAUUUUAGUUCCUCCCUUGUGGCAGUUCUUAGAGGGUUAUGUGAUCAGGCAGCACUUUUAGAAGAGGGUUGUUGUAGUUGAACUUCGGAAGGUGUUUAGUACUGCAAUGCUAAUUGUGACCGCUGGAGGGGAGUGAUGAUUUCUCAGAAGAGUGCUCAAGGGAGGACAUUCUCUUUCCUGCCCAAACAGAAAGGAGUGGUUCUCACUGAGAUUUGUGUGCAAACUCCCGAGCUCUCUUGGUCCUUCGAACUGGCCAGAGAAUGGCAGGAAGCAAAAGGCUGUUAGUAGUCAGAAUGUGAUGGAACUGCUUGUCUCUCAGUUAAGACAUACAGGUGUAUUUGCUGGUGAACACCUUUAGGUUGCCUGGGUUGCAGACGAGUGAAUUAUUAUUCCCUGCUAACAAAACUGUAUUGGGGCUCUAACAUUGGCAUUCAUGUUUCAGGAUUGGAAUGCCCCACCCAGCUCAGACAUGUCUAAUUACUUGGUCAAAUUGGCUCCUCUCCUUGCCUCACGAAGGCACUUGGAACUGUAUUACAAGCCUGCGAGCCAGACUACAUGUGUGGGAGAUCACUGAUCUCCCGCAGUCUCUUGAAGACAAAUUGCAGCUGCGUAGGGUCCCAGUUUACAUCAAGGCUGAAAGGGGAGGAUGUGGUGGGGGUUAAGCCUUACAUCCCUGCAAGAUUUUGGUAACUGAAACCACAAGAUUUGCACUAUUGUUAGGGUUUUUUUUAAAAGGAAAAAAAGACAGGCACCCAUCUUUUCAUUGUGCAAAACUGUGCAGAGUGUGAAAGGGUUAAAGCCCUGUUCCCAUUUCUGCAUAGCCCCAAUACAAAUUAUGGCUUUACGCGGCUGUAAUUAAGUUUUAGAAGAUGCUGGAAAGAUCCAGGCAGGCUUUCCCAGUCUCACAUCUCUUUGCAGCCUGAGCCAUGUGACUUUUAGGCAUCUACCCACAGCUAGCUUGGUCAGCGACAGGAAUCUGUGCAGGGCUUACUUUAUUAGGAUGGACCUAGGCUCUGGAUUCACUUCAAGAGAGACCAUCUAUUGCCAGUGUUGGGUGAGGAGGAGAGACAUGACAUCCCCUUUGGAACUGGGCUGAAACUGUGUUCAUAUUUCUUUAAGCUAGUUAGUUAAAAAAAAAACCAGAGCAAUGGAUGUGGACUUGUGAGAACCAGCAGUGACAUUCUAGUAAGAUCUGCAGAGUUCGGUGAAUGGACUGCAGAUUCAAUUUUCUUCAUCCCCCAUCUUAAGGUUCUAUAACACAUUCACUGUUUCUCGCUCAGUUUGUAAAAGUGUGAGAUCUAAGAUGUUGGCUGCUUAACAGUAUAUGAGCUGGUGAAAGAGGGGGAUUGAGAUCUAGUACUUUGGAAUCUAGCCUGUUUAUUCCUGAAGCCCCCUUAUGCUAAUAGAAGCAACUGUUCCCAAAAUGAAUCUGAUUCCAAAUCCAAAAACUAGUUUGGAAAUACUUCUACAUUCCAUAACUGCCAUCUGGCUUUUGGUUAUUCAGAGCAGUCUCAUAGCCAUGUUUCAGACUUACACUUUUGGCUCCCCCAGAUAUCAUGUUGGCAGAGUGCCCCUGACUUCCUUUUGUUUGGAGGGGUGACGUAGCUUUGUAGAAACCACCUAGACGCAACAGCUUAAACUGACAAUGCUAGUUACUUGUCAGUGUGUCUGUGUCCAUAAGAACUCGUGAUGCCUCUAGUCCCCUCAGGAGCGCAGUGCUUUGUACUCCUGUGGCUCUUCCUCCCCUUGGUUACUGCUCUUCAGAUCAGAUGUAUUUGUUCUAUUCCUACCACUUGCUUAUUUCUCUGUGCAUUGUCUUUGGGUGGGGGCGGGGGGCGGGGUCAGUGUCAAUUUUGCAGACACUCAUAGACUUGCUCUUUUUUUGACUGUCAGAAUGUGAAAUAUUGUAUAAAAGUAUUUUACCCCUAUUUAUAUACUGUAUGUUACUGUUAAAUAAAACUGUAUCUAAAUUAA
Eublepharis macularius is the source of this 7775-nucleotide messenger RNA. RefSeq names its product CDP-diacylglycerol synthase 2 (gene CDS2). Gene Ontology annotation, cellular component: endoplasmic reticulum membrane. The record is from RefSeq and is a predicted model, not a curated record. The transcript is spliced from 13 exons. Lineage: Eukaryota; Metazoa; Chordata; Lepidosauria; Squamata; Eublepharidae. Bases 130 to 1467 code for a protein of 445 amino acids. Gene Ontology annotation, molecular function: phosphatidate cytidylyltransferase activity.